AUGGAUGGUGCUGACGAAAAUGCAUCUCUACUGUCUAACAAAUCUUUGCAUGCUUCUCCCGACACGGUUACCAAACUCAUCAAGCGCCUUCGAGCGCUAACUUUGAAGCUUAUUCCUGUUGAGGUUGAGCUCAAGGAACUUACAACACCAGCUAGCAGGAUCAUAUCGUCGCAUGUUAUAAGCACAUAUGAACGGGCAGCUGGAGAUUUCCAUGAAGCUCUUCCGUACUGUUUGCUUCAGGCACGACAGUCGUUCAUGUGGGAUGCAAAUCACAACGCAGCCGACUAUGACGAAUAUUAUGGCCGAGCCAUUGCUUGCGAAGUUUUAGCAAGGCGUAUUGUGCAUAGGGCGCCGCCAGACCGCCUGACUACAACCAUGUCAAAAAGAUACUGCCGUCUGGAAUGGGAUGGGGAUAAAAGUGAGCUCCAGAGUGCAUUGGAGCUGGCUAUCGACACACAUUGCACAAUUUUCCUGUCGUCCACCGAGGCGCAGCACGUCGUCAACUGCCUGUGGAGAGGAGACUGGGUGCAAAAAAAUAAUGAGCAUCAUGAUAUCGAUUAUGUUCCCUUUAACGAGUCGCGCGAGAGGCAUUUCCGUGACCAUCUCGAUCCUUCCCGUAUAUCUGUGCCACGGUACCAGAAUUUCUUCCGGGUUGCAAUUUGGCUGGUUUUCCUGGUCAAUUAUUCCCAAGCAGUAAGGCAGCCCCUUGAGCGCCUGAACAGCACUCAUCAGGCUCUGGAUGGCUGGGAAAUUGCACUGUAUAUAUUUGCACUGUCGUUCGCGAUAGAAGACUUGCUUAAGUUGUACAAAAUGCUUCGUUUCGUAACCUGGCGUGCUUUCGGGUUCUGGAGUGUAGUGUCUUUAGUCACGGACGCCUUACUGGUUGCUGCAUUCGUUCUGCGGGUAGUCGGAAUAUACCUUCCAGAUAAUGACCCGAGAUCGGACCUCUAUCACUACAAGAGCUUUCAAGUACUAUCCCAUGUUGCUCCAUUUAUCUGGAUGAAAUUAAUCACAAUCGUUGACGGCUUCAAAUGGGUCGGGACGAUGCAGAUAUGCGUUGCACGCAUGCUACAGGAGUCAGGCAUUUUCUUCGCGGUCAUUCUUGCCAUCGGGUUUGCCCAGGGCUUGUACGCCAUUGAUGCUGCCGACGGUGAGACGGAACAUGGGCCAUUAGUGAUCAAUGCCUUGAUACAGGCGUUGCUCCAAUCACCAGACUUCGGAAGUCAGGUUACAAAGUGGAACUUUGUGACGACUGUCAUCUUGUUGAACGUGUUGAUUUCACUCUUCGCUUCAGCCUAUGAAGAUGUCGUGGAUGAUGCAGAAGCUCAAUAUUUAGCAUAUUUUGCCGGAAAAACGGUUGGUAUGAUACGUGCUCCGGAUUCCUACGUCUAUCCUGCGCCGUUCAAUCUCAUUGAAGUGGUAUUUGUCGCACCUCUUGAACCAUUUAUGAGCCAGGAAGCUUACGCAAAGUAUAACCGUUGGGUAAUGUCGACAUUCUUCUUCAUUCCCCUCCUCGUCAUCGCGUUGUGGGAGACAUCGCUUGAUACGAGCACCAAUCGCUUCAUGAAGAGUUGGUUUAGCCCUGCAGACGAAGGAGAAGAAGACGAUCCUGCAAACCAAGAUCCUGAAGUCAGCGAGCCGGACGACUUGAAGAUAUGUGUCGUUCCAUUCAAGGAACUUGUGGCGAAGUUUCCUGACGCUGCUGUUAGUCCGGAAACAAACAUUCUUCACGAAGUUGCCUCGUUGCGCGAGCAAAUUCAGCUCCUAACACAAAGUUUGGCUAUCGCCGGAAAGGAGUAA
Fomitiporia mediterranea MF3/22 is the source of this 1800-nucleotide messenger RNA. Its product is annotated as calcium activated cation channel. Lineage: Eukaryota; Fungi; Basidiomycota; Agaricomycetes; Hymenochaetales; Hymenochaetaceae. The record is from RefSeq and is a predicted model, not a curated record. Bases 1 to 1800 code for a protein of 599 amino acids. The transcript is spliced from 21 exons.